Messenger RNA from Condylura cristata (star-nosed mole), 450 nucleotides. Its product is annotated as anaphase-promoting complex subunit 16-like. The record is from RefSeq and is a predicted model, not a curated record. Gene Ontology annotation, cellular component: kinetochore; anaphase-promoting complex; cytosol. Lineage: Eukaryota; Metazoa; Chordata; Mammalia; Eulipotyphla; Talpidae. Gene Ontology annotation, biological process: protein ubiquitination.
AUGGCUGCCUCUUUAUUCUCAGCCUUAGCUGGUGGAGUCAGUGGAAGUUCUGUCACUGGAUCUGGUUUCAGUGUCUCAGACCUUGUUCCACCACGGAAAGUCCUUUUCACCUACCCAAAAGGAGCUGGAGAGAUGUUAGAAGAUGGCUCUGAGAGAUUCCUCUGUGAAUCCGUUUUCAGCUCUCAAGUAGCAUCUACUUUUAAACAGUUGAAACAUGAUCAGCAAGUUGCAAAAAUGGAAAAACUAGCUGCUUUGGUAGAAGAGCUGGAAGCAGAUCAAUGCAGAGGGGUUCAAAACGAUUAGUAGCUGCUGGGGUUCACACCCUCUUCUGGUUGCCCUUGCCUAGAUGGGUACUUCUUGUACACAAGCAAGUUGCAAGACCAACAAAGGCCUUUGCUUACUGCUUUCAUAGCCAUCCUGAGUUUGACAGCUCCAUCGCUGAAUUGUUAA